Alternaria atra is the source of this 1506-nucleotide messenger RNA. RefSeq lists its product as uncharacterized. The transcript is spliced from 3 exons. NCBI's taxonomy places the organism in Eukaryota, Fungi, Ascomycota, Dothideomycetes, Pleosporales, Pleosporaceae. Gene Ontology annotation, cellular component: extracellular region. The record is from RefSeq and is a predicted model, not a curated record. The coding region runs from base 1 to 1506 and encodes 501 amino acids.
AUGAAGUGGGCUACUAUCACCACGGCUCUGUUGCCUUUGGUCGCCGCUCAUGGCUUUACCCACCAGCAAUAUGCCUCUGGAGAGGUCAUGGACCUCAUGAUGUCCGGCAAGGAGGCUUCAUGGGCUAAGCAACGUGCUGCUGGCAACUACGACAGCAAGAGGUGGAACGGCUUCUCCAGCAAGCGCACCAAGAAGAACAAGAUUGAGUGCAAGGACGGCCGCGUUGAGGCUGUCAAGGGAGAUGCCGACCAGACCUACAAGUGCAAGAAUAUCGACUUGUACGACUUCAAGACGCAUGAGGAGCUCGGCGAUGCCAUUGGUGAUGGAAGUGGCUCGUGGGGUUGGUCGCACAAGGGCCGUGACUUCAUUGCCAUCGGUCAGACUUACGGUGCUUCUUUCUCCGAAGUUACCAAGAACGGCCAGCUGGAGUACCUUGGACGUCUUCCUGCCAACAACGACUCCGUCAUCUGGCGUGAGAUCAAGGUUGUUCGUGACAGCCUCAUUGUCGGUUCCGAAGGUGUCGGUCACCAUGUCCAGGUCUUCGACCUGAAGAAACUGCUUAAGCUCUCUCCCAAGAAGCCCUACACUUUCGAUAUCAAGAAGGAUACUGCUCUUGUCGACAUCAAUCAGGGUAUCAAGGGCCGUACCCACACUGUCGUCGCCAACAACGAGAAGAACUACGCCGUCGCCUGCGGUGCUGGCGGUCGCGCCGGUCGUAACGACACCUGCGCUGGUGGACCCAUGUUCAUUAACAUGGACGACCCCACUAAGCCUUAUGUUGAGGGUUGCAACGGCCAGGAUGGCUACACUCAUGACGCUCAAUGCAUUGUCUACCGAGGACCUGACAAGAAGUACUACGGCCGUGACAUCUGCUACGGCUACAACGAGGACACUUUGACCAUCUACGACGUCACCAACAAGAAGGGUUUCGGUAACGCUGGUGCCAUCAUCUCUCGCACACCCUACGUCGGAGCCUCCUACACCCAUCAAGGCUGGGUUCUCGAUCCCUUCUGGCAAACCCACAUCGUCAUGGACGAUGAGCUUGACGAGGGCCAAAUCGACCCCAACCGCACUGCUGUUGACAGUCCCGCCAAGGACGGCUUCGCCGUGACGUACAUCUGGGACAUCCAGAGCCUCGAGAAGCCCGUUGUCACCGGCUACUACAAGACCACCACCCGUUCCGUCGAUCACAACCAAUACGUCUACGACGGUCUUGACUACCAAUCCAACUACCAAGCCGGUCUCCGUAUCCUCGACGUUUCCAGCAUCCCCAAGUUCCCCGACGGUUCCAAGGUCAAGGAGAUUGCCUACUUUGACGUUUACCCUCCGGACGAUGUCAAGCCCGGCGGUGGUGACGCUCUCUGGGACGCUGGUACCUGGUCUGCCUACACCUUCGAGUCUGGAUUCGUUGUCAUCAACACCAUUGACCGUGGUGUCUUUGUUGUCAAGCAGGCUGAUGUCAAGGGCAGGAGGAGGGGUCGUGGACAGUACUGGAACAAGUACUAG